AGAUUGCAGUAGUCGCUGCUGCUGCUGUUCGCACCGUUGCCUAUGCUGAGAGAGAUGUGUCGAGUGUGUGUCGUAGGGGUAUCGGUUCGGAAUAUCGUUUUAUGGAUAAGAUUUCGGAGAUAUUAGUAAUGUAGUGUUUUGAAAUUCAAGGUCAGCUUUGUGAUAAAUGGAAUGAGUCUAAUUUUUUAUGAUGGACUGGUCUAUUUCGUCAUAAGCAUUAUCUGACAUUGAUGUGCCACUGAUGGACCUUAUCGCAAAUAUAAAAUGGGAUUUUCCUAGACGUAGUAAGCUUUGAUAGUUCAGUUUGUGUCGUACUCUUAGUUAGCGAGGUCUACUACUCCUGUUCACGAUGUAUCUCAAACUUAGUUUAAUUUUAUUUUCCGCAGUUUUCUGGUCCGGUGGAAGAUUGGCGGAGUGCGACAGACUUGUGACAGUUGGUGCGGGAUCCUCGGAAACGACUAGCAGGUUAGACCGCCUACUGCCCCAAGAUUACUACGAGAAAAACACAAUCGUCGAAGUCAAUGAUUGUGGUGGAAAUUUGACAGUGGCACCGGGAAAAAUCGAUCUGCUCAUCAAAGAUAACCGACGAUGCACUUGGAAGAUACACGCACCAAGUAGUCAUCACGUUUACAUCGAGGAAAUCACCGUAAAUUAUGAUGUAAAAUUCGAAGAAAGAGGCACACGGGACAACAGCCUUGUUAUAGAUGUAUACGAAGGGGACAGAGUAAACGCGUCCAAGCAAUUGUACAGAUUUGGCAAAGACCAAUUGGACAAUGCGAUUUCGCACGGACGAUACUUGACGAUUAAUAUGAUGCACGAUAACAGGAGUGAAACGUAUAGCAAUCACAGGAUAAUGAUCCUGUUUCACUUUAUCGACCAUCACGACUAUAACAUAAUUAAGGAUGAAAUACUUGGUGGUAAAGACGACUGAGGAGACUCUGUAUUUAGAACUUAAAAUGAAAUAAAUGAAUUUUUUGUAAUUUAAAAAGAU
Messenger RNA from Nasonia vitripennis (jewel wasp), 991 nucleotides. RefSeq lists its product as uncharacterized. The coding region runs from base 350 to 931 and encodes 193 amino acids. The transcript is spliced from 5 exons. The record is from RefSeq and is a predicted model, not a curated record. NCBI's taxonomy places the organism in Eukaryota, Metazoa, Arthropoda, Insecta, Hymenoptera, Pteromalidae.